Messenger RNA from Limanda limanda (common dab), 1354 nucleotides. Its product is annotated as caspase-8-like. The transcript has 9 exons. Gene Ontology annotation, molecular function: cysteine-type endopeptidase activity. Bases 1 to 1317 code for a protein of 438 amino acids. Gene Ontology annotation, biological process: proteolysis. Lineage: Eukaryota; Metazoa; Chordata; Actinopteri; Pleuronectiformes; Pleuronectidae. The record is from RefSeq and is a predicted model, not a curated record.
AUGGUGUCGAGGAACCCGAAGUACUUGUUGAUGACCUAUGCAAGUGUCCAGCUAACUUUGUCCGACACGCGUGGGAUGCAUGGGGUUUUCAAAAGCACCAAGAGGGGCACGCUGUAUGCCACGGCAAAUAGGACUAAUGAAGACCGUAAGCACUUGGCCAUGAUGGAGAGGAUCCUAGGACCAGUGCCUGAUUUGAUGGUUGCUAACACGAGGAAGAAGUAUUUCCUCAAUGGUCACCUCAAGUGGGACAAAGGGUCGUUAGCUGGGAAGGCCCUCAGUCAGAAGUUCAAACCUCUUGAGUGGUAUAUGAAGUCGCAGGCAAGGAUGGUGCGUCAGUUGUUUGACGUCAUCAAGAAAAUGUUGCGGUACGACCCGGCAAAGAGGCUGACGCUGGCCGACGCCCUGGAGGACCCCUUCUUCAAAGAAGAGUGGCAGAAGGCAGCGAAAACUCCAUCAGUCAGAUCCAACACAUGGGCUACCAGAUCUGUGUCGCUGUCAAGUGAGGAGCGGUACCUGUUGGAGAGCCAGCCCGUUGGCCUCUGUGUCAUCAUAAACAAUGAGCACUUCAUGGAUGGCACAAUGAGAAGAGGAACCGAUAAAGAUGCUGAAUGUUUGGCAGAGGUGUUCACUUGGCUACGCUUCAGAGUGCUGAUGUGCAAAGACCAAACCAAGGACCAGAUGGAGCGAGCACUGAGGCACUUUGCCUCUCUGAGCGACCCCUCCAGGCUGCAGGACUUCAACGUCAAGGAGUGGAUCUGCAGCGGGUUUACUGAACUGAAGACUCCUCUGAAGCAUGGAGAUGCCUUCAUCUGCUGCAUUUUGAGCCACGGCUUAAAGGGCGAAGUCUUCGAGACGGAUUGGAAGUCCCUCACCAUUAAACAAAUAACUAAAACUUUCAAGUCGAGCGACCAGUCGGCCCUCACAGGCAAACCCAAAGUGUUCCUGAUCCAGGCCUGCCAGGGACCGCACAGACACCGUGGAGUGUUGCUUGCAGACCUGGAGGCUGAUGAUUCAUCCCUACAAUGCAUUCCUGAAGAGGCCGAUGUUCUGGUUGCUUUCGCUACUGUUGAGGACCAUGUAUCAUAUAGAUCAACAACCGAAGGGAGCUGGUUCAUCCAAGGAGUGUGUCAGAAGCUAAAGGAGGGUUGUUGCAGGAAUGAUGAUUUCAUCACCAUCCUCAAACGUGUGAAUAAGGACGUAAGCCAGAAAGAAGGCACUGGACAAUGUGGAGCAGCAAAGCAGAUGCCUGAAGUCAGGUUCACCCUGAGGAAAUCACUUCUGUUGUCACCGCUUGGAGCUUCAUCUCUGUUGUCUUAAAUGUGCUCAAUAAUGUGUAUCUUUCUGAAUUAUCUCU